Molecule: messenger RNA, 3114 nt
Organism: Trichosurus vulpecula (common brushtail)
Lineage: Eukaryota; Metazoa; Chordata; Mammalia; Diprotodontia; Phalangeridae
Gene: MMP17
Product: matrix metallopeptidase 17
Exons: 9
Coding region: 1-1767 (588 amino acids)
Biological process (GO): proteolysis; collagen catabolic process; extracellular matrix organization
Cellular component (GO): extracellular matrix
Molecular function (GO): zinc ion binding; metalloendopeptidase activity
Source: RefSeq, a predicted model, not a curated record
AUGGUAAUGCAUGAAGGUCAGCAGAGCAUCAGCGGUGACCGACCGGCCAUGUUUAACCAGGCAGCAGCUUCCAGACCCCGACCCCUUCCUUAUCUGCUCCUCUCUCCUCUUCCACAGGAGUGGCUGAGUCGGUUCGGUUACCUGCCCCCGCCAGACCCCGUGACAGGGCAGCUGCAGACCCAGGAGGAGUUGGCCAAGGCCAUUGCAGCUAUGCAACGAUUUGGGGGCCUGGAGGCCACCGGUGUCCUCGAUGAGGCCACCCUACAGCUGAUGAAGACACCGCGUUGCUCACUGCCAGACCUGGCUAUACCUGGGGCCCGAAGAAAGCGGAACACCCCCGCCCUAACCAAAUGGAACAAGCGAAAUCUGUCCUGGAGGGUCCGCACUUUCCCACGGGAUUCCUCACUGGGCCGGGACACAGUCCGGGCACUCAUGUACUACGCCCUAAAGGUGUGGAGUGACAUUACACCGCUCAACUUCCAUGAGGUAGCAGGUAGCAACGCUGACAUCCAGAUCGACUUCCCCAAGGCAGAUCACAACGAUGGCUACCCCUUUGAUGGCCCUGGGGGCACUGUAGCCCAUGCUUUCUUUCCUGGAGACCAGCACACCGCUGGAGACACCCAUUUUGAUGAUGAUGAGGCCUGGACUUUCCGAUCCUCAGAUGCUCAUGGGACGGAUCUCUUUGCUGUGGCUGUCCACGAGUUUGGACACGCCAUUGGGCUCACCCACAUCUCAGCCAUACAGUCCAUCAUGAGACCCUAUUAUCAGGGUCCCGUGGGCGACCCCCUGAAAUAUGACCUGCCCUAUGAGGACAAAGUCCGCAUCUGGCAACUGUACGGGGUCCGGGAAUCGGUCUCCCCCACAGCCAAGCCAGAAGCUACUGAGACCGAGGAUCACCCCUUUCUCCCGGAGCUCCCAGACAAUCGCACCACUGUACCGCCAAGGAAGGACAUACCCCAUCGGUGCAAUGCUAACUUUGAUGCUGUGGCCCAGAUUCGAGGGGAAGCCUUCUUCUUCAAAGGCAAGUAUUUCUGGAGGCUGACCCGGGACAGGCACCUGGUUUCCCUACAGCCUGCCCAGAUCCACCGCUUCUGGAGGGGUCUCCCACUCCACCUGGACAGUGUGGAUGCUGUCUAUGAGAGGACCACUGACCACAAGAUUGUCUUCUUUAAAGGAGACAGAUACUGGGUCUUUAAAGACAAUAACGUUGAGGAAGGAUACCCUCGGCCUAUCUCCGACUUCAGCCUCCCGCCAGGUGGCAUCGAUGCUGCCUUCUCCUGGGCCCACAAUGACAAGACUUAUUUCUUUAAGGACCAUCUGUACUGGCGCUAUGAUGACCAUGCUCGGAGGAUGGACCCCGGGUACCCCGCAGAGAGCCCUCUGUGGAGGGGGAUCCCCAGCAUCCUGGAUGAUGCCAUGCGCUGGUCUGAUGGGGCCUCGUAUUUCUUCAGGGGCAAAGACUACUGGAAAGUACUGGACAGUGAGCUGGAGGCCGCACCUGGCUACCCACAGUCCACUGCCAAGGACUGGUUGGUGUGUAGUGACAUGCAAGCUGAUGGCCCUGAGAAUGAAGUCAGAGCCGAGGGAGCCAGGACUGGGGCCCGCUCGAGGCCUGGCCAGCAUGACGAGAGCCGCUCAGACAGUGGUUACGAGGUCUGCUCCUGCACAUCCAAUGCUUCCUCUUUGGGGCACAUCUCCAAGCUGCUUGUGGCCCAGCUGGCACUGGCCAGCCUCUGGACAGCAGCCCUGAUGGCCACAGUGCUAUGACACCACUGAUGAUGGGCUGGAAGAGGGAAGAGCUGGGGUUGCCCCCCCAGGGACCUCACAGCCAACACCAAGGGCAGGGAUCCCCCCCUCCCAGGGCUGGUGAGAUAUUCUCCAGGAGAAAAUGGCGCAGUUUGGAGUUGUAAUCAACUCUUUUCUUUUAAUUCAGCCUUGAAGAUAAGGAUGAGGCCUCUAUCAGCCCAUGGUCCAAAGCUCUUCCAUCCUGGCCUCACAGAAACUGGGGGCCCCUGGAACAGGUGGAAGUGGGGGAGGGUGGGAAGCAGCAAGCAACACAGUUGUCUUCUACCUUACUAGAGAAGCUGGUCAGACUCUGGCCAGGCAGUCAGUAAAAUCUUCAAGGCUGUUGGACAGGAAGAGGCACAGGGUGAGGCCCCUAACUCACUCUUCCAAGCCCCAGGGCCUAAGAAGAUGCCUCUACAAGGAAAACCAAUCUCACUUGACAGCCUUUGCCCUGUAACCCUAUAUCUGAAGCAAAGGCCCAGCUGUCUGGGCCCCUUCCUGGGAAGUGACCAUCUCUGACCACUCUCGUCCCUUCCCCCAGGGAAAGAGCCCACAGAGCAGGGCAUCCCCAAGCAAACAUGCUCUAUUUUCCCCUCAAGGAGGCUUCCCAUCCUCAGUUGAGUGUCAAGAAAUAUCAGUAAGUCCAUCCCAUCUCCCCAAAUGGCCAUCUUGACCUCACAGUUAGAUGGGAGCACAGGGUAUAAACACAGCUUGCCAUUCAUCUUUAAUUUGGAAACACCCAAGGCUUUGCAGUCAAGGUGCCCCUUGGUGCCAAGACAGCUCUAUUAUCCCUGGAAUUUCCUCCCCCCAGAGGCAUGGGCUCCACGGGUUAGAAUAUGGCUAUUAAAGACUGAUCAAAGGAGGUCAGGAGUUGUUUGGCCUCUGCUGACAACGGCUGAGGCCCAUUUCCUGGGAAGGCAGGACACAAUGUCCCCUGCAGUUGGCCCUCUCUCCACCUUCAGCAGAAACUUCCCAGAGGGCAGGGCAGGGGUGAGUGGUUAGGGAUCUUCAAGAGAUGGACAUCUAGGGCUGGCCUCAUUGUCUCUGUGUGUGGUAUUUCAAUCAAACACAAUCUCUUCCUGCUUUGUAUACAGCUCUGAUGUCUGACUUUCUUGCUGCGUAGACUCAUCCUGCUUCUUGAUUGGUCAGCCCUGGGUGUGUGUGUGUGUUUCUGAACUCAGGUCUAUCCUGGCUCCAAGUCCAGGGUUAUAGCUUCUGCCCUGCCAAGCUGCCCCUCACUAGGAAGUUUGUAACCUUGGGACAAGUCUUAUCUCCAACUGGAGGGUAGGAGUGGAUUCUAGGGAGCAUUAAACACUUACUAGGUAUGUU